ACCACUUCCGGUAGAAAUCAUAUGCUUAGCAUUAGCAAUCAUUUAAGUUCGCGAAACUGUGUGACUUAACUAUUUACUUCGCCGUCUUAAUAAGCUUCAUACUUUGUUCACGGUGUUCAUUACCAUUACAAUAAUUUAUUCGGUACAAGCAUAUGCUGUGAAAUGAAAGAAACCUCAUUGUUUUGUGUUUUGCCCUGGUUUCUCAAGAUAGCUUAGCGUGUUAGCUGCUAACAAAGAGAGGCGGAAGUUAGCAUCACAUGCUAAUUGUUGUUGUUGUGAAAAUGUGUAAAGUUCAAAUGCUGCGAGCGUUGGUGAACGAGCGGCUGACUGCUGCCGUGGAAGAAAUAUUCGUAGUGUUGGAAAGAACGAUAGCGGAGUACGAGGAGGAACUUUGUCGGACGAAAGAGGAGAACGAGCGACAACGACAACUACUGGACGCUGUUAUCAAGCCUCAAACGGAGUCACGCACAGCAGAUGUCGGUGAAGAAGAUAUUUCCUCCAACCAGCAAAGGUGCAGCUCCAGGAUGGAGCAAGAGGAGCCACGGCCCUCUGGUUUUAAAGAGGAAGAGCAAAUGUGGACUCAGGACCAGGCUGACAUUAGCAAGUUCGCAGUGACUUGUGUGAUUGUGAAGAGCGAAGGCGAUGAGGCUGAAGCUCAGAGUAAACAGCUUGAUCACAGUCAAAGUGAGGAGAGGAGAAUAUCGGAUGCAGAUGGCCUCUUGGCUCCGCUGUCGGAUAGCGACAACACAACGUCGCGCUCUCCUGACACGGAUGAUGAAGACUCUCUCGCUGACAAACAUUUUAAAUGCUCUCAAUGUGACAAAAUAUUUGCCCACAGGAAGAAUUUGCAAAGACACAUGAGAUGUCACACAGGGGAAAAGCUCAUUUCCUGCUCAUUUUGCAACGAAAGGUUCGCUCAAAGGGAAGAUUGGAUAGCGCACACACAAAAACACGCCGGAGAAAAGCCAUAUUCAUGUUCGGUCUGCAACAUGACUUUUAGGUUUCAGUCCACAUUCAUCAACCACAUGCGAACGCAUACUGGUGAGAAACCGUUUAAGUGCUCAGUCUGCAGCAUGAGUUUUAGUGUCCAUUCAUCAUUGCUGAGACACACGAGGUCGCACACCGGCGAGAAGCCUUUCGUCUGCUUAUUUUGCGGUAAAAAAUUCCCCCGAAAAAUGAGUUUAAAAGAGCACACACGAAUACACACGGGGGAAAAACCCUUCUCCUGCUCAGUCUGCAACGCAAGCUUCCGAUUUCAGUCCAAACUGGUUAACCACAUGCGAACGCACACCGGCGAGAGACCGUUCGCCUGCUCGGUAUGCGAGAAAACGUUCACUCAAAAGGAACAUUUAAGGAUACACAUGGUGACACACAGCGGAGAGAAAGCCUUUUCUUGCUCUGUUUGCGGCCAAAGAUUCUCAGCAAAAAGCAGUUUGGUGACACACAUGCGAACGCACACGGGUGAGAAACCAUUCAGCUGCAAUGUGUGCAAUGAGACAUUCUCUUAUAAGUAUCAGCUUUGCAAACACGUCUGUGUUGGUGAGAGCAGCGGAAAUCAAGCACAUUUUACUGAAUAGAUGUAACCUUUUUAGGCAGCCUGUGUCUUCUGUAUGUUAUAAUUAUGUAUGUGUGCAACACUUUGGAACCAACUGAACACCAGAUGUGAUCUUGUCAUGUCUGUAUUAUCAUGUUUUGUUUUAAGUCAUGUUUUGUUUAGUUUCUGUCUUUUCACUCCCUUGUCUGGUCACCAUAGCAACCAUUAGUUUUCACCUGUCACGUCACGCACCUGUUUCACGUUUUGAGUCACGCACCUGCUUUCACUAAUCAUGUCCAUAGUAUUUAAGUUCAUUCAUUUUCUGUUGUUCGGCCUGACGACCUCACCCCAUAUAUGCUUCUGCACACCCUUAUGAUCCGUGCUGCUCUUUUUUCAUGCCGGUUCCAUGCCAAGUAAGUUUUUGUUUAUCAAGCCACAGUUUAUGUUUUGUUUAAUUGUUCAUAGUUUCCGCCACUGUGCACGCUUUGGUUUGAUCCUUUUUUGUAGUUCUAGUGUUUCAAUAAAUCAUGUACCUUCAUUCCCGUCUCGCCCGUGCCAACUUUUCGUUGCAUCCCGGAAAAGCAAACUCCCAAGAUCAAGUCGUGACAGAUCUUCAUUAAAAUCUGUAAAGGUUGGCAUAGUCUUUUACAUUAGCUGCACUUCCAUGAUGCUGGG
Nerophis lumbriciformis (worm pipefish) is the source of this 2209-nucleotide messenger RNA. RefSeq lists its product as uncharacterized. Gene Ontology annotation, molecular function: RNA polymerase II cis-regulatory region sequence-specific DNA binding; DNA-binding transcription factor activity, RNA polymerase II-specific. Gene Ontology annotation, biological process: regulation of transcription by RNA polymerase II. The record is from RefSeq and is a predicted model, not a curated record. Gene Ontology annotation, cellular component: nucleus. Lineage: Eukaryota; Metazoa; Chordata; Actinopteri; Syngnathiformes; Syngnathidae.